GGUGAAAGAACCUUGCUUUUCCCUCAGCUUUGCCUCAGGUACCUCUGCUUGCACGCCUCCACCCAACAAAAUCACCACAAUGGCCUUCGCUGGACGAUGGGAAACUGAGACCCAGGAGGGAUACGUCGAGUUCUGCAAGCUGCUCGGUAUCCCCGAUGACAUCAUCGAGAAGGGCCGUGACUACAAGCUGAUCACAGAGGUCACCCAGGACGGGGACAACUUCUCCUGGACCCAGAUCUACCCCACGAAUGCCAGAGUCACCAACAAGUUCACCAUCGGCAAGGAGAGUGAUAUGGAGACCAUCGGGGGCAAGAAAUUCAAGGCCACAGUGAACAUGGAGGGAGGAAAGCUGACCACAACCUUCCCCAACUACCACCACAUCUGUGAGGUCAGCGGAGGCAAGCUCAUUGAGACCUCCAAAGCUGGCUCUGUAGUACUGAAGAGAACCAGCAAGAAGCUCUAACUGCAGCUUGACCUUUCACCUCUUCAGUUAGGACAGUGACCUCCAAUAACUACAAUAAAUAAACUAUGAAAAUAACACUAA
This is a messenger RNA of Solea solea (common sole), 544 nucleotides long. Its product is annotated as gastrotropin-like. The record is from RefSeq and is a predicted model, not a curated record. The transcript is spliced from 4 exons. Bases 80 to 463 code for a protein of 127 amino acids. NCBI's taxonomy places the organism in Eukaryota, Metazoa, Chordata, Actinopteri, Pleuronectiformes, Soleidae. Gene Ontology annotation, molecular function: fatty acid binding. Gene Ontology annotation, biological process: fatty acid transport. Gene Ontology annotation, cellular component: nucleus; cytosol.